CUCAGUUUCUAGGCAUCCCCAAGCCUGUUCAGCAUGUCUGGCCUAACUAGAACCGUUGAGAGUCAAUAAGGGAACUUGAUAGGCAGGAAGGGAAUCAGGGUCGAGACAAGAGACAAAUGUCACCCAAAAAAAUCUAAACGUCACUAAACUCAAGUCGGGUGGGGCCGCGCCGGCACUUCCUCUGUCUGUCUGCUACAGAUCAUCAACUCUGGGUCUUGCUUUAAGUUAAACUUCAACGCAUAUAACGACUUCAACGCCAUGAUUAUUUGAGACAAUCACUGCGGCAAUCUCGGCUUAACUCACCAACACAAAUAUUCACUCAUUAUUGGCCAUUAUCGCCCAGAAUGAGCUCCCGUGAAGGCCGUCCGGCCAAAGUACUCAGCUGUUCAAACUGUCGCACACGCAAAAUCAAAUGCGACAAGAUACAACCGUUAUGCGGUCAAUGUUCUCGCUUUGGCCUCGACUGUGUCUUUCCCUCAAGAAAACCAACAAGACGUGCUCCAAGGCCUCGCCAGAGUGAAUUACUCGACAGGAUCAGUCGUCUUGAGAGCAUCGUCAACCAGGCCGACCCCGCCAAACUGAAGCAAUUGGAUGAGGGGGACAUCCAGAGUCUCCGAGGCUCAACCUCACUUUCGGCAACGCUGGAUAACCGAUGUGAUGAGUCUCAAGCAGUAGCAGCGCAGGCUGCCAAUUUAGAGACUGGCGAACAGUAUCUCGGUUCGGGCUUUUGGGGAAACUUAUGUGCUGAGGUUGAGGGAAUUCGACAAGCGUUGAAUCAACCUUCUGAGGACAGUGACGAUGAAGAAGAGGGUGAAAGCCCGGAGUCAGUAGAUAUGGCAUCUACGGGUCCUUCGGGCUUCUUACUUGGAAACUCCGACUACACAUCGAGGCAACCGCUAAUACACCCUCCACCGAAUAUGAUGAUACGGCUCUGGACCAUUUACACCCGCAAUGUCGAUCCUCUCAUGAAGAUUCUGCAUCGACCAACCAUCAGCAAACAUUUCCAAGCCUACAUCGAGUCACCGACAACACACACAUUCACUCCCGAGAUCAACGCUGUCUUAUUUGCCAUCUACUUCUGUGCAGCUGUUUGCCUGACACCAGAAUCAUGUCUGAAGCAAUUGGGUGAAAAUAAAGAAAUUCUCACAAGACGAUACCGUGUUGCGGUGGAGCGGGCACUCGCCGAAGCGGACUAUCUCAGCACAACCAAGAUCGAGCCUCUGCAAGCCCUGACGCUCUAUACAAGCAUGAUGCGUGUUCAUUUACACGACCGGACAUCUUGGGUUCUCACAUCACUUAUUAUCCGAAUUGCCCAAGGACUCAACCUCCACCGCGAUGGUGAUGGUCACCGUUUCACACCAUUUGUCGCCGAGAUGAGGCGUCGUCUAUGGCAUUUCAUCGUUGUUCUCGACAUCCGCGGGUCAGAAGACCGCGGUUCUGAUGCAAUACUUACCCGGUCAGGUUUUGAUACAGCAGAGCCCACGCCUAUUGAUGAUGAUGAUUUUGGACCUGAUUCUAUAGGUCCCUUGAUACCCAAAACAACGCCUGCCGACAACGUUGUAUGUUUAUGUACUGCCAUGUGCUCAGGCAUCUUCGGCUUCAUAUCGCACCCGCAUUACAGCCCUCGAGGCGAACCGGAGCAUUUCUUAUAUACCGAAGAGGAGCUGAUUUCUCAUAUACGUCAAUUGGAAACCAACUUCAUCCACACUGCCAAACCUUCCCAUCUCCCCUCUAUUUACGCCUCCGAAAUUGCUCGCAUCGUCAUUCUAAAGCUUUGGCUUAAUAUUCAAUAUCCUUUCACCGGUGGACCAGCUCCCGACCGACCUCGAGUAUCAAAGGAGACCAUGUUGCGCACUGCGAUCUCGAUUAUUGAGCUGCGAGAGCGUAUGACAAAGAAUCAGUGGGAAGAUCGGUUUGCCUGGUGGACAGACACUUAUGUGCAAUGGCAUCCUCUCGCGGUUGCAUUAGCAGAACUCUGCGUGCAGACAGAGGGAGAGUUGGUAGACAAGGCCUGGGUGGUCGUGGAGAGAACAUUUCCAUCGUCACGAGAGCACAUUGCAGAUACAGCGAAAGGUUCACUUUGGCGACCUAUCAAAAAGCUGCUCAAGAAAGCGAGAGCGGCGAGAACUGAAGCGCUUCUCAAACGUAUGGAUUUUAACUCCAGCAUGAACCUGGACCCUGCAGCAGCUUUCAUACCCCCAGCUAUGAAUAAUAUGGCUCAACCAUUGCAGUAUGGUACAAACCAACAGAUGAAUAUUCCUUCAUCUGGGCCAGGCUUGGCAGCACAGUACGACACGAGCAGUAUGGAUCCCUCAAUACUGUUCGAUCCACCAGAAACAUUGAAUCUCGACUUUGGUAUGGGCUUGGAGCAAGGCGUGCCUAUGGAAUGGACAUAUUGGACAGAAUUUUUCAACGAUACACAGAUAGAAACAUCUCCAGGGAGCGGGACAGGCGAGUCGACAUGAUAGUUCACAAUCAAUAGUCUUUGUUACUUUUUAAAUCCCAAUCAAUUGUUUUCACACCAGGCAGCAUCCGCAUGCUCAGAAUUUUUGGUUCAUUCAAUGCCCGUUUUAUUGAGCAAAGUCAGUUGAUAUUUCCAUGAUCCGUUGUAACACCCGCAGAGCCCCAACCGUCCUCUAAACCGAAAUCAUUCUAAGCGAAAGUGG
This is a messenger RNA of Fusarium verticillioides 7600, 2666 nucleotides long. RefSeq lists its product as hypothetical. Gene Ontology annotation, biological process: DNA-templated transcription; regulation of DNA-templated transcription. The record is from RefSeq and is a predicted model, not a curated record. Gene Ontology annotation, molecular function: zinc ion binding; DNA-binding transcription factor activity, RNA polymerase II-specific; DNA binding. NCBI's taxonomy places the organism in Eukaryota, Fungi, Ascomycota, Sordariomycetes, Hypocreales, Nectriaceae. The transcript is spliced from 2 exons. The coding region runs from base 345 to 2465 and encodes 706 amino acids.